This is a messenger RNA of Aspergillus terreus NIH2624, 450 nucleotides long. RefSeq lists its product as uncharacterized. NCBI's taxonomy places the organism in Eukaryota, Fungi, Ascomycota, Eurotiomycetes, Eurotiales, Aspergillaceae. The record is from RefSeq and is a predicted model, not a curated record. The coding region runs from base 1 to 450 and encodes 149 amino acids. The transcript has a single exon.
AUGCGCUUCAAACCCCAGCCCCUCGUCAUCGCCAUGCUGGCAGCCAGCCAGCCCGCACACGCAGCCACGCGCAUCACCGACGAGGAAAUGACUUCCCUGCUGGACAACGGCGGCGCCGAUCUGGCCGAUCGAUAUGCCCCGAUGUGGUUCUUCGGCGAAUGGGACAACCACCACCCGUGCUAUCCGACGUGGGCGUUUGGCGGCUCACCCUCGAUGCCGGAUGUAUACGACGACGCGCACAAGACGCCUCCCGCGCCGCAGUGCGAUUACCCAGAUGUCGGGUGUCGCUGUCGGAAUCCAGGCGUGGACCGCGGUCACCCAGGCCCGGCGUUUCCCAUCUACUACACGUAUCGGAAAUGCAACGAUACGGAUGUGCGCGUGGUAUAUAAUCUGUUCUAUGAGAAGGAUGGGGCGGAGGUGUUGGAUAUCAUUGACACCGGGCAUGAUUAG